UGCAUGUUGCACAACUUGGCGAGGCGGUCAAGGCGGCGGUCCCAUGGAGAACUACAACAUCUACGACGAGAUCGGGCGCGGACAGCACUCAUAUGUGUACAAGGCGCGCCGGAAGCGCAGCAUUGAGUACAUGGCCGUGAAGAGCACGGCGAAGGAUCGAAUGAACAAGAUCCUGAACGAGGUGCAGUUCCUGCGCACUUUUAGCAGCCCGUACGUGCUCAAGUUCCACAACUGGUACGAGUCGUCCAACCACAUUUGGAUCAUCUUUGAGUUCUGCAUUGGCGGCGAUCUCUUGAACCUCAUCACCCAAGACAAGACGCUUCCAGAAUCGACCAUUAAAAGCUUUGGGUACGACAUGUUGAUGGGGCUGCAGUACCUGCACUCGAAUGGCGUGAUCUACUGCGACUUGAAACCCGCGAACGUCCUCAUCGACGAGUACGGCGGACUCAAAGUAACGAUGCACCGUCAUACAAUUCACCACCACCACCACCUCCUCCAACCAUCGUCCCAUGAUCAUCAAUAUGUACAUAGCUGUCGGACCUUGGCUUGGCACGCAAAAUCCCAACCGACGAAAGCGUUCUGAAAGUCGACAAACUGGCCCCGGGGUCGCCCCAUUACAUGGCCCCGGAAUUGUUUGAGCAGCACCCCGUGCAUAGCUUCGCGUCCGACUUUUGGGCUCUCGGGUGUGUCCUGUACGAGCUGCGCACGGGGUCCCAGCCGUUCUCGAGCGUCGGGGGGUUUAUGGACCUGAGAAGCAUGAUUCAAACAAAGGCCGUGGCAAUCCCGCCCCCAGCACAUGUCGACAUGUCGCGUGACUUGUGCGAUUUGCUCCAUCGCCUGCUAGUAAAAGACCCCGCCCAGCGAAUCUCAUGGGAUGACAUUCUGGGGCAUCCGUUUUGGGAUAAGACUAGUCAUAAGACCAGCAGCAGUCCCCUGCCAGCGUUUCCACCGCAACCAUUGUUUAUGAAACGAUACCCUACGCGACUACCUCAAUCCAGUCCUAUCUGUGAUCAAGACCAGUCGCCCCAAGUAUCGCAAGAUAGCAACAGUACGUGCUCGAAUGACGACGGGGGCGAUAGUAUGAUCCGGACGCGGCCGGCCACUGCGCCGCCUCUUGCCCGCCAACCCGACCUUCCACCGCCCAACAACGAUGGGACGUCCGCGCGACAUCCCGACAAGCAGCAGCAGCUGUCCCCCCUACCGCCGCCCAAGACGGCGCCACCACCCCAUCGCAACUUGGCACGUCCACACCAACCAGUCAAGCUGUCGACACCCAAACCCGCCCCCCACCGGAUCUUUACGACUUUGGACGGUGUCGUUCAGCCCAUUGUCGCAUGCGCAGACAUCGAGGCCGUGGCCGUCCCUCGCAUCAACGAAACCCUCGUGCCGUUCGCCGUCGUGCCAGUGGCGUCCCUGGUCACCCAAGCGGACAUCGAAGCCAAGCUGGAGCAAUUGUAUCACUAUCUUCGACGCGACGAUGUCACAGUGUCGGACAAACACAACGCCCUCGCGUACCUCUUUUCCAUUUCCACGUCGUCCAAGGUGGCCAACAUCAUUGUCAACUCGUCGCUGAUGACGUUGCUGGGAAAGUUGCUGGAGAAAUCGACGUCGUCGGCGCUGUCGUCUCGGCUGGGGCUCGUGCUGGGCUACGUGGUUCGGUACGCCACGUUCAUCGCGCCGGACGUCGUGGCUUCCCUCGCCCCGAUCUUGAUCCAAGCGAUGGACGUGGAAAACGUCCAAAUCACGCGGCGGGUCGUGGCGUGCAUGGGGGAGCUGGCGUUCUACAGUGUCACACAGCACCAGCCGCUAAGUUGUGCGCUGGUGCAGAGUCUCGUGCGGGUCUUGCAAGCCGACGACGUUAUUGUGCGGCACUAUGCGGUUCAAACUGUGGGCAACAUCCUGACGCAUUCCUCCGACGACUCGGACGUCGGGGUCGUGGACCCGUUUGUCACCCCCGCGGUCGCCUUGGCGCUCAUCGAAAAGAGUCUCCGAAACGCAUCGCCUCCCAACCUCCAAAUGGCCGCAAUGCUCACGCUAUCGCAGGUGCUCAAGCAUACGCUGUCGCAGGUGCUAAAUCACCACAACUUGGGUGGCAACGACGCGGUCUUCGGGCUCGUGGCUAGGAACUUGUCGAUUGUGUGGGACCACUUGUGGCUCGCCCGGGGAAGCCACCACUUCUACCGGUGGGCCAUCGCGUCGUUGAACGUGCUGAACGUGACGCUGCAGCACGCGGCCCAAGACACCCAGGCGUUUUUAGCUUCCAUCUGCAUCCCCGAUUCGUUCGACCAGUUAAGCCAGGUGUUGAGACGGCGAGAACACGAAGAAGACAGCAGCAUUGGUGGGGCGGACAGCCCGGCUGGAGGACGAUUCAAAGAGGGCGAGGCCAAGCUCACAAACCUCGUGCAAGGAAAACUGCUCUUGUUGGUGUACUUUGGCCUGCAACUCAGUCGCGACUUUGCAGUGUGCUUUGUCAACUCGGACCUGUUGCAUGCCGUGGACUCAAUUCUGUCUGCCAGACACCCCCACGCAAGUGCCGCGACGACAUCGUACGCGUUGCAAUCUGCCCACCAAGUCGUGACGCUAAGUGUCCGCAUAGCGUUGGAAGUGACGGCGUCGCUCAGCAAACGGGCCGACGUGCUGCCGUUGUUCGACGCGUUGCUUGGCAAGUUGCUGCACUACCCAGCCUGUCGCCAGGGGCUUGUCGACACGUUGCUGGACAAUGCCAACCACGAGUACGAGGGAUUUGUAGACGGUCUGGCCAACGUUGUGCAAACUCCCCACGCCACUUCGUCCGCGAUCAAAGCGCUUCUCGCUGUCUUGUCCAACCAAGACAUUGUCUGCGACGUGGUUGCGUUGAACCAAGUGUGGUUCCAGUCGGCGCUCGUCCAAGUGGCCCAGGUGGUGCUGCCAGACACGUCUAGCCCAGACGUGUUGGUCGAUGGCAUUCGUGUGAUAUCCAGUGCCCUCGACAUGUUUGCCCCAGCGCCGUACGUCGACGAGUUCGUCGUGCAUCACUUACUGCCCACGUUUCACGGCCUCUUGCACAGCAGCACCAACGACAGCGCACGCCGAUUCGCCGUCGAGUUGCUCUACAGCAUCGUCCUCCGCGACGUGGCGUUCGCGAGCAUCCUGCACCGGCUCGACCUAAUCGGUCCGGUGUUGAACCUCGUGAGUCACACCAUGAGCCCCAGCACGACCAAACUCGUUGUGCUCGUGGUGACUUCUCACGAAGUCCCCGUCGCCGCCUUGCUCGCCUUGGGGUUGCCUUCCAUCCUGUCGCAGGCGGUGCUAACUGUCGACAACCAUGCGCUGGUGGGUCCCACAGGGGACCUGCUCGAGGCCAUGUAUGCGCUGCUGUACGACCAGUAUAUUGCGAUGACCAAGGAAGAGGCGGCAUCGUCCUCCCCCGAUCCCACCCUUGCAUUGUAUGCGCAACACCUGCCUGUGUUUGUGCAGUGCCUUCCACGACUGGUGGACCUGUGUACCCAUUCGUCACAUGAUCAAGACGCGCAAACGUGUGUCGACUCGGCCUCUCGCUGCAUCUCCAUCCUGUGCCAGUUGUAUGGUGAUUUGGCAUGCAAUGCACUGCUUCCUCGUGUCGGCCUGCCGUCCCCUGCACUCAGUUCUCUCGUGAAUGUGGUGGUGGGUGGAGGGUACAAUUCUGCCGUUCGCCUGCGAUGUAUCCAAGGCCUCAAAGCAGCGCUGGCGUCUAGAAAUGAACCGCAGAAGGUACCUGCGCGACUCGUGCAAGCUCUGCGAACACUGGCUGCGUCAGCUACCAGCCCCACAGCGAGUAGCGAAGCACGAACGACUGCCAUGGUGGCUUUACAAAUAUGCCACAUGACAAGAGCAGAGUAACCUAAAUAUCAAGUGUCCAUUGUUUAGAGUG
This is a messenger RNA of Aphanomyces astaci, 3889 nucleotides long. RefSeq names its product ULK/ULK protein kinase, variant 2. The transcript is spliced from 10 exons. Gene Ontology annotation, molecular function: ATP binding; microtubule binding; protein kinase activity. The coding region runs from base 619 to 3858 and encodes 1079 amino acids. The record is from RefSeq and is a predicted model, not a curated record. NCBI's taxonomy places the organism in Eukaryota, Oomycota, Saprolegniomycetes, Saprolegniales, Verrucalvaceae. Gene Ontology annotation, biological process: cytokinesis by cell plate formation; protein phosphorylation; phragmoplast assembly.